This is a messenger RNA of Cololabis saira (Pacific saury), 811 nucleotides long. RefSeq names its product syndecan 4 (gene sdc4). Bases 143 to 745 code for a protein of 200 amino acids. The record is from RefSeq and is a predicted model, not a curated record. NCBI's taxonomy places the organism in Eukaryota, Metazoa, Chordata, Actinopteri, Beloniformes, Belonidae. Gene Ontology annotation, cellular component: membrane; cell surface. The transcript has 5 exons. Gene Ontology annotation, biological process: cell migration.
GCUCAUUCCGUUGAGACGCAGCCGCCGAGCAGAGCUCUAACCCGGACACUGAAGGACCAGAGCGGACCCCCCUACACGGAACCCCCCCCAGCCACGCUUCUUUACCCCGACCAGCCGCCCACAGCCCCCCGGGAGGACAGCCAUGAUCCGCCUGAGCCUCGCGUUCCUGCUGGCCGCCUCCGUCUGCGCCGAGUCGCAGGUCCGGGAGAUGGAGACCUGGAUGCCCAUGAAGACCACGCAGACGGUCGCCAUGGCGACGCGCCAUGACGGCGACCUGGAGGCGUCGGGCGACGCCCCCAACAGCUCCGACUUCGCCUUCCGCGACGACGAAGACGACGAGGACGACUACGAGUUCUCGGGGUCCGGAGAAGGAGAGUCGACGGCGAGUCCUGCAGCAGAAUCCAGACCCACGGAGAAGUCCGACGUGAACGACAUCCCUGAGCCGGAGCGGCCGGUGCGACCAACGGCCACCGGGGACGGCGGCGACAAUGACAUCCUCCGGGUGGAGGAGCCGGUGGAGGAAAUGCCGUCCAACGUCCUGAUGUCUCACGCCGGAGACGAGAGCAUCUUCAACAAGACGGAGGUCCUGGCAGCUCUGAUAGCCGGCGGCGUGGUGGGGCUGGUGUUCGCCGUCCUGCUCAUCCUGCUGCUCGUCUACCGCAUGAAGAAGAAGGACGAGGGAAGUUACGACCUGGGGAAGAAACCCAUCUACAAGAAGGCCCCGACCACGGAGAUCUACGCGUAGGCCCCGCCCCCUGACGUCUGGCCCCGCCCCCUGACCUCUGGCCCCGCCCCCACCACGGAGAUCUAC